ACCGAAGUUUUGAUCAGCUGUGUGACAGCUCAAUGGAAUUUUUUUUGUUAUUGUUUCUUUGCAUUUCUUUUGUAAAGUUUGUUUUCCUCCCUCGAGUUUCUCUUCUUCUCUCUGAAAAGCAAUAAAUUCCCCGAAGCGUGAUUAAUAACUAAUAAAUGGUGCUUAUUCUAAGAGACUGUGUGUAAUUUAGUGAAGAAUGUUUUUGUGAUUGCUGGGGAGGGGGUUUGUGUUGGUUGAGAAAGUUCCCCAGUGCGGGGAGUUUGGGCCCCUUCCGGGAAGGAAGGAGAGAAAAAAAUAAAGAAUUUUACCUGCACAGGUGACACACCUGUGGCGCCAGAAUGAAGUUUGCGGAACACCUGUCCGCCCACAUUACACCGGAAUGGCGGAAGCAGUACAUCAGCUACGAGGAGAUGAAGGCGAUGCUGUACACUGCCCUCGAGGAAGCCCCCUCAGCGGAGGCAGUUGAAGAGGAUAUCCGGAAGCGACACUACAGCAACUUUGAGGAAACCUUCUUCAGCUACUGCGAACAGGAACUCAAGAAGAUCAAUACAUUCUUCUCGGAGAAAUUGGCUGAAUCCACGAGGAAGUUUGCAGCACUCUCAACGGAGCUGAAACGUUGCCAGGAGGAGAGUCAGAAGAGCAAAUCCAAGAAAUCUUCCAUGAAUAAGUACACAGAUAUUCCAUAUCGAAAAGCCCAAGAACUCCGGCUGGCUUUCAGUGAAUUCUAUCUGAGUGUGAUUCUCCUGCAGAAUUUCUGUGAGCUCAAUCACACGGGCUUCCGAAAGAUUCUCAAGAAGCACGAUAAGCUCCUGGCAACGGAUCGUGGGGCAAAGUGGCGUCAGGAGCACGUUGAGACGUCUCAUUUCUAUACGAACAAAGACAUCGAUCGCAUUAUCAAUGAGACAGAAUCCCUCGUGACGCAUGAGCUCGAAGGUGGGGAUCGGCAGCGUGCCAUGAAGCGUCUCCGGGUGCCGCCACUGGGGGAGCAACAGAGCCCCUGGAUUACUUUCAAGGUGGGUCUCUUCUCGGGCGGCUUCAUAGUUUUGUUCAUCACAGUGGUCCUCUCGGCCAUCUUCCAUGAAUCCGUUGGAGAUAACCUGAAAGUGGCCUUUCGGCUCUACCGUGGACCACUCCUCCUAAUUGAGUUCCUCUUCCUCAUUGGCAUCAACAUCUACGGCUGGCGAUCUUCGGGUGUCAAUCACGUCCUCAUCUUUGAGCUCGAUCCCCGGAAUCAUCUCUCAGAGCAGCAUCUCAUGGAGUUGGCGGCAAUCUUUGGUGUUGUCUGGACACUCAGUAUGCUCAGUUUCCUGUACAGUUCCAGCCUCAGUAUCCCAGCCUUUGUGAAUCCCCUGGCGCUGUCGCUGAUAAUGCUCAUCUUCCUCUGCAAUCCAUUCAAAGUCUUCCGGCCUGAGGCACGUUUCUGGCUUCUACGCAAAAUUGGUCGCAUCAUUGCAGCUCCCUUCUUCCACGUGGGCUUUGCAGACUUUUGGCUGGCAGAUCAGCUGAAUUCCCUCGUUACGGCACUGCUGGAUUUUCAAUUUCUCAUUUGUUUCUACGUCACAAAUGGGAAUUGGCUUGAAGCGAAUGAUACACGUUACCACAACGAUCGGGACUUCAUCCUUCGUCCCAUUGUCAAUUGCUUGCCAGCGUGGUUCCGUUUUGCACAGUGCCUAAGGCGAUACAGGGACUCCCGGGAGGCCUUCCCGCAUCUCGUGAAUGCCGGAAAAUACUCCACCACAUUCCUCGUGGUGAUCUUUGCAACACUCAAGAGCUACCAUGCGUCAGAGUAUGAGAGUACCUUUGAGAAUCCCUAUGUGAUCCUGUGGCUCCUGAGUGCCGUUGUGUCGUCCGUUUAUGCGUAUUUGUGGGACAUCAAGAUGGAUUGGGGGCUGUUUGAUAAGAAUGCUGGGGAGAAUCGCUUCCUGCGCGAGGAAAUUGUGUACUCAUCCACAUCCUUCUACUACUUUGCCAUUGUGGAGGAUCUCGUGUUGCGCUUCUCAUGGGUGGCUGCCUUUGUACUUGCCGAAGCGAAGAUUGUUUCCGGAGAAGUGAUGACAUCGAUCACGGCUCCUCUGGAGGUGUUCAGGCGCUUCGUUUGGAAUUUCUUCCGGCUGGAGAAUGAACAUCUGAAUAAUUGUGGAAAGUUCAGAGCUGUCCGGGAUAUUUCCAUUGCCCCAAUUGAUUCAUCCGAUCAAACAACCAUCCUUCGUAUGAUGGAUGAGAUUGACGGUGUUGUCAACAGAUAUGGGAAGAUGAAUCGACCAAAGGCGAGAAAAUCCAAGGACCCCGAGAGGAAAUCUCUGCUAACGCCGUACAAGGGAUCUCUGCAGGAUCUGACAAUAGACAUGGGCGGAACGAAGAAGCUGUGAGACCCAGUGAUUGGCAUCAAUCAUCGAGAGUUACUUAAGAAAAGCUAUAUAUAUUCUGUUUUUUUUUCUGUCCGCACACACUCUGGCAGUAUUUUAUAAGAAUGUGUGAGUUUUAUCUUUUUUUUUAGCUAGGAACUACGAGAUUUUAGAGUCUUCAAAAAUCAUUCCUCUUUUAUCGAAAUAAAGAAGAACGAAAAAAAAAA
Messenger RNA from Lutzomyia longipalpis, 2572 nucleotides. Its product is annotated as xenotropic and polytropic retrovirus receptor 1. The record is from RefSeq and is a predicted model, not a curated record. Lineage: Eukaryota; Metazoa; Arthropoda; Insecta; Diptera; Psychodidae. Gene Ontology annotation, biological process: cellular response to phosphate starvation; phosphate ion transport. Gene Ontology annotation, cellular component: Golgi apparatus; plasma membrane; cytoplasm. The coding region runs from base 339 to 2369 and encodes 676 amino acids. The transcript has 4 exons. Gene Ontology annotation, molecular function: inositol hexakisphosphate binding.